AUGUCGAUCAAUUCAUCACAUAUCUCAGUACAAGUUGGUCCAUAUUAUGAGGGAGAAGGAGCUUGGAAUUUAAGUUUGAAGGCUCUUGUCAAUAAGCAAGCUGCAAUAUAACAAUUAGAGUAGCUACAAAAGUAAACAGGUGGCAAUUUGGAUACAGAAUGGGGCUUCGUGUUGGCUUUCAAGACAAUUGAUGGAAAGGCUUAAGAAUUGUAGAAAUAUCUGAAUGACAAAAUCUAACCAAUGAUUGAGGCAGAGGAUAUUUUAAUCAAGACUCACAGUGAUGGAACAACCUUGUGGUUAUCAUUUUAAUUGAAGCCUGAAUAGAUGGAAGAAAUCAAGGAAGGAUUCAAUAUGGUCUUUGCUCAAGGUUUAGAAGAAUUUGCAGAGAAGAACGAGAAUUCAAUAUAAUUGCUAUUGUCAUCAAAUACAGAUUUCACAUUUGCAAGUGAACUACUCAAGAAAGGUGAUAGACUGAUGUCAGUCGUUAUGAAGAGUUUAAAAUUCGUUCUGAAAUUGGAUCUUGCUUAAGAUCUUGUAUAAGCUGUGACAAAUGUAAUUGAGAAUUUUGAGCCUGGUAUUGCCAAUAAGCCUCCAUUCCCUUUACUUUUGAAAUUUAAGAAUUUCAAAGUGGAUUUGGAAUUUAAGAGUUCUGAUGAUUGUCCUGAAUUCAUUAGGUAAAAUGGAUUCUUUGGAAAGUCGAUUUAGAAAUGGAUUUAAGAUGGAGAUGUUGCUGUACAAGAUGAAUUUGGAAUAGCCAUCCUUAAAUAAAUUCAAGAGAACAUGCCAAAUUUGGAGACUGACUUCUAUUUUACAAUACCAAAUUUCUUGGCUCUUAGUGGAAAUGCUAAAUUGCCAGGUGUUGCUCAAUUCUUAUUGGAGUAUGGAAACAUCGUCGAUAAACUGUGAUAUCAUUAGGAUAUUAUUAUUGUUAAAAUAUAACAUAAUUAA
This is a messenger RNA of Paramecium tetraurelia, 948 nucleotides long. RefSeq lists its product as uncharacterized. The transcript is spliced from 4 exons. NCBI's taxonomy places the organism in Eukaryota, Ciliophora, Oligohymenophorea, Peniculida, Parameciidae. The record is from RefSeq and is a predicted model, not a curated record.